Molecule: messenger RNA, 609 nt
Organism: Closterium sp. Naga37s-1
Lineage: Eukaryota; Viridiplantae; Streptophyta; Zygnematophyceae; Desmidiales; Closteriaceae
Source: the annotation of a GenBank genome assembly
AUGCGUCCAUCCCCGUUGCGCCGCUAUUUCUUGUUUCAGGGAUCAACGGACUCGACACAAACCCUGAACGCAAACAAGGCGGGAGCCAUUUUCGUUUUCUUCGCGUGCAGCUUUCUCGGCGUAUGGCUUCCCUACUUCAUUCCGGUCCACCAGCUCAUUCUCAAGUUUGGAAUUCUCUUCUCUACCGGUCUCUUCAUCGGCAUGUCUCUUCUCUAUCUCGCAGUGGAGACAUUUGAGGAGAUGGAAGAGCUCGCUGGAAAAGAUUAUCCUUACGGAAUGCUGGUCAUUGUGAUGGGUAUCUACCUCACAUGGCUCUGUGACCUGAUUGUGAAGACCAUUUGGCGGAAGAGAUCCGGCGGAUCCUUCGAAGAGAAGGAAGAGGAUUUGGGUCCAACAGUUGCUGGCGCCAUGGGUGCUGGCCAGACCAAGGUGGUCGACGCAGACUCGGAAAAUCAGAAGCAAAUCGACGUCCAGGCGCUUUCAAUUGUUGACGUCGUCGUGGUGCUCUUUGCUCUCUGCUUCCACGCCUUCUUCGAGGGCAUGGCAGUAGGGCUCUCUUCUACGGUUCAGAGAGUCUGGACCAUGACUGCUCAAAUCAGCGUCAACGAG